GGUACGUAGUCUGCAUCGUACGUGUAGCUUUAGCCAAAAAAUUAGCUUGGUGUCAAAAUCAUAAAUCUGCAUUCUCGAACGUUUUAUUUUUCUACCGACAGUCAUAGGAACAGACAUUUAUUUGUUUCUCCCUAUAUUUAAAGGUGCAACCAUGUAUAUAAAAGCCUUAUUCCGAUGCAGAGACAUGCUGAAAGGAGAACUUACCGUGUGAAAUGCUAGCUAGCUCAAUCAAAGCUAGCUGACGAACUGGGGCCGAGAAUCGAAAGCAGCAGCACCCAGCGUUAAACCAGCACAUCUGCUUUAUCAAAUUCUAAGCACAACAAGGAGGACAGAUUGAGCCAGUUCAUUUCACAAAACCGUGUCUGUCUGUGGUUUCAAUACAACCAUAAACGUCUGCUACAGUUGACGGUGGGUCCAUCUAGGACAGAGCCAUGGGUGCGUUCCUGGACAAGCCCAAAACAGAGAAGCACAACUCACACGGUGAGGGUAACGGUCUACGCUAUGGACUUAGCUCCAUGCAAGGCUGGCGGGUGGAGAUGGAAGAUGCUCACACAGCUGUGUUGGGACUUCAGACUCCUGGUAUGACUGACUGGUCCUUUUUUGCUGUGUACGAUGGUCAUGCUGGAUCAAAGGUUGCCAACUACUGCUCUAAGCACCUUCUAGAACAUAUAAUUACUGCUAGCUUUGGAGCAGGAGGUAUACAGGGUUCUCAGGUUGGAUCAGACAGCUCCACCAGUGACUCUCCUGCACCACUUCCUCCUGCAGUGGAAGCUGUGAAAACCGGUAUCCGGACAGGCUUCCUGAGAAUUGAUGAGCACAUGCGUAGCUUCUCUGACUUUCGAAAUGGAAUGGAUCGCAGUGGCUCCACAGCAGUAGGAAUUCUUCUGUCGCCAGAUCAUUUCUUCUUCAUCAACUGUGGGGAUUCUCGAGCUGUUCUGUACCGCAAUUCACAGGUGUGCUUCUCCACACUUGACCACAAGCCUUGCAACCCACGUGAGCGGGAGCGCAUUCAAAAUGCUGGAGGCUCAGUGAUGAUUCAGAGAGUUAAUGGGUCACUGGCUGUAUCGAGAGCAUUGGGGGACUAUGACUACAAGUGUGUGGAUGGCAAGGGCCCUACAGAGCAGCUGGUUAGUCCCGAACCAGAGGUGUUUGUGAUGGUUCGGGCACCAGAACAGGAUCAGUUUGUGAUUCUGGCUUGUGAUGGCAUCUGGGAUGUCAUGUCCAAUGAGGAGUUGUGCGAGUAUGUGAAAUCUAGGCUUGAGCUGAGUGAUGACCUGGAGAAGGUCUGCAAUGAAGUGGUGGACACCUGCUUGCACAAGGGGAGUCGGGAUAACAUGAGUAUUGUGCUAGUGUGUUUGCCCAAUGCUCCCACCGUAUCAGAGGAAGCUGUAAGGAAAGAAGCCGAGCUCAACAAAUAUCUGGAAACUCGAGUAGAAGAGAUGCUGUCUCGGCCAGGAGAGGAUGGGUUCCCGGACAUGGUAACAGUUAUGAGGAACCUAUCUACUGACAGUGGCAUGCCCCCUCUUCCACCAGGGGGUGGUCUUGCCAGCAAGCGAAAAGUUAUCGAAGCAGUAUACAAUCGUCUGAACCCAUACAAGGAGGAAGAUGGAAGUGGAGCAGAUUUGGAGUGCCACUGGUAGCUGUCCAGCACAACUGCCUGAUCUCCCUCCCCAAAAUUAAAAGCAACAGGACCACAUUUCCACAUGAGAUCACAAUCAAACUCAUCUUUUAAUUUUACUGGGAUUUUUCUCCCCUUCCCACAGAGAUUAAUUCAAACAGAAACCCUGGUUUUAAAAAAAAUGUACCCAAGGUGGAGAACUGCUUGUUGGUUCUUUUUAUGAACAAAUUAGGAGGACAUCUGCACUACAGAACAACAUAUACAAUACAAAAUGAAAAGAGACACAAAUAAGCACAGUUCCUCUUGCCCCUUGUUUUCUUUGUGAUGGUUGUUUUCGUUGUGGAUUGAUGGAGACACGGGAGCAAACCUACUCUGACAACUUUGGGACUUUCUGGUGCCUUGCUUAGACUUGAAAGAGAGAGAGAGAGGACCACACAAUCAACAGCCAACCAGCCCAGCCAGUCAGUACUGAAAACCAGCCCCUUGCAGUUGUUCGCAAGAUGCUGAAGCAGCUGAAGUGAUUUGCGGCAUUAUUUGUUUUGAAGUGUGAACUUUCUUGUAUCUGACUUGGAGUUAAUUGACCACACAAGCGUGCAACUCCUCUAUAAGCUAAAGUAUCCAGCUGAGUCUCAGGGGUUCUGGGCAUUACAUCAUCUAAGUUUUCACCUGGCUUGCUGGAGAAUGCCUCACAAAAUUCCCAGAUUUAAAGCUCCUGAAGUUGCUACUAUCCAAAGACCUCUGGGUUAAAGCCUCAGAUUCAUGUCCUGAAAACCAACCACCCGAGUCUCCACACCUGAACAGGAUGGAAACCUUAAUGACUGGUUACAAAGUGUGGCACCUCUGUAUGUCCAAAUUAAAACAGGAGGUGGACUGGUGUGCUUCACUGCAGUUGCAUUAAACUCAAGUGUGACUCUU
Molecule: messenger RNA, 2533 nt
Organism: Melanotaenia boesemani (Boeseman's rainbowfish)
Lineage: Eukaryota; Metazoa; Chordata; Actinopteri; Atheriniformes; Melanotaeniidae
Gene: ppm1ba
Product: protein phosphatase, Mg2+/Mn2+ dependent, 1Ba
Exons: 7
Coding region: 432-1640 (402 amino acids)
Biological process (GO): positive regulation of canonical NF-kappaB signal transduction; negative regulation of canonical NF-kappaB signal transduction; protein dephosphorylation
Cellular component (GO): cytosol; nucleus
Molecular function (GO): manganese ion binding; magnesium ion binding; protein serine/threonine phosphatase activity
Source: RefSeq, a predicted model, not a curated record